Candidozyma auris is the source of this 1071-nucleotide messenger RNA. RefSeq names its product cytochrome-c peroxidase (gene CCP1). Gene Ontology annotation, biological process: hydrogen peroxide catabolic process; response to reactive oxygen species; cellular response to oxidative stress. The record is from RefSeq and is a predicted model, not a curated record. The coding region runs from base 1 to 1071 and encodes 356 amino acids. Lineage: Eukaryota; Fungi; Ascomycota; Pichiomycetes; Serinales; Metschnikowiaceae. The transcript has a single exon. Gene Ontology annotation, molecular function: heme binding; peroxidase activity.
AUGGCAACCAUCACAACUCGUACAAUCUGGGGCUCGAGAAGUAAGUUGUUCACUGCUUUGGCAGGUGCUACUACAGUUGGUUUUGGUACUGCCGGCGCUCUCUAUUUGUGGGAAAACAACACCAAAGGUAAAUUAAACAAGAAUUCCCCUAACCCAAGGAAUAGCUUAAAAUUCUUUGCAGCUGCCUCUCCUGCUCAAUUGGCUAGCGUCUACAAUGACAAAACUGAGAAGGAUUUUCAGGAAGUUUACAAUGCAAUCGCUCAGAAGGUACAGGAUGAGGAUGACGCUGACGAUGGAGCUGGAAGGUAUGGUUUGUUGUGCCGUUUGGCGUGGCACAGCUCCGGCACUUACGAUAAGAAUAAAAAAACGGGUGGCUCGUACAAUGGCUCCAUGAUAUAUGCUCCAGAAUCGUUGGAUCCCGAAAAUGCUGGUUUAGACGCGGGAAGAGACUUCCUUAAUGAAUUUCACUACGAGUUUCCAUGGAUUAGUAGAGGUGAUUUAUGGACAUUAGGUGGUGUGGUAGCUAUUCAAGAGGCUGGUGGCCCUAAGAUCAAGUGGAGACCAGGAAGAGUCGAUUGCUCUAAAGCAGAAAAGGAGAAAAUCCCAGAGAAUGGUAAUUUGCCUGACGCUUCACAGGAACUGGGUGCCUAUGUUCGUAAGAUCUUCGGCAGGUUGGGUUUCGACGACAGAGAGACCGUCGCAUUGAUAGGUGCUCACGCUUUGGGUAAGUGCCACACUUACAGAUCGGGCUAUGACGGUCCAUGGGGCCCAUCGCCUAAUAUGUUCACCAACGACUUUUUUGUGAGAUUGUUGCAAAAAUGGCACAUUCGUCAGUGGGAUGGUAAGAGGCAAUACCAGGAUGAUGAAACGAAUUCUUUCAUGAUGUUACCUACAGACAUGGUUUUGAAGGAGGACAACAAGUUCCUCAAGUAUGUUAAGCUCUAUGCUGCUGACCAGGACUUGUUCUUUGCGGAUUUCUCAAAGGCCUUUACUAAGUUGCUCGAGAAUGGUAUUGAAUUUGCCAAAGACACUCCUUACUACGAGUUCAAAACUUUGGAAGAGCAGGAGUAA